CUUGAAUAUAUGAGAUAUGACUACAAAUGUGAUGCAUGUUCCAAAUUUUUGCUGCCCAAAUAUUGGGUAUAUCAUUGUCAAAUUUGUAGAUAUAUUGUCCACAUCAACAAGCCACCUCCCAUCAUUGACAUAAAUUAUGGGAAAGACAUUAUCCAUCUUACAACAAAUGAGGUGGGUAAGGAACUAAUUACACCUUUUGUGAUGAGCCAAAGAGGAGAAACAUUGAUACCACCCAUCAUCAUACCUGAUGAUGAUGGUGAUGAGUUGGUGAAUAUGAAAUAUAAGUUCCUUCUUCACCAACAUCAACUCACUUUAGUCUCAUCGGAUCAAAACCAAGAAGAAGAGGAAGAGGAGAAUUAUGGAGUGAGAUCAGAAUUGAUAUGUGAUGGAUGCAUCACUCAUAUAUCAUCAACUACUACUAGUAGUAGUAGUAAAUAUUACUACAUGAGUUGCAGUGAGUGCAAAUGCAAUCUUCACACAGCCUGCUUUCACUUGCCGCCUCGCCUCGCCUCCAGUCUCUUCCACUCCGCCACAUAGACCAUUAUCACCAACUAGUCCUCCAAUCUUUUGACAAACACAGGCAUUGGGAGAGCCAGCAUUGCCGAGUUUGUUACUAUCAUAUGAACGGGUUGUUUUACGCUUUUGGAGGGUGCAGCUUCAAAGUAGACAUCAAGUGCGCUUGCAUGCCAGACACCAUCCAUCACGCUGCUCACCCGCAGCAUCUCCUCAAGCACGCGGCCUUGCCGGAUGUAUCCUGCCAUGUAAACCGAAAGAGCAUGUCAUGUGCUGCCCGUUGUGGCAGCAGCGUAUACUAUGACUGUUACGCGUGCAUCAGCAGCUCAUGUGAUUUCAUUGUGCACGUUGGAUGCACCUUGUUGCCGGCAUCAGUAAGCAGCCGGAGAUGGGACAAGCACCACCCGCUGCUGCUGGCUGACGCACGACGCCACUCUCAAUCGUCCUGGCGAUUUCUACACCGUCUCAAGAGUUGGAUGUAUCACUGCCGCGCCUGCAAUAUAUCCUUCCAUCUGUAUUGCUUACAGACUACAUCCGGCCAGUAUAGAAACAUGAAGUUGGGGCAGGAAUAUGUGAAUCCAGCAACCCAUCCACACCGUCUCACCUUUCAACUUCUUACCACAAAGCGCCGAUGCGACCUUUGUCGUGGGAUCAGCCAUGGAUGCCAAGGAUUUUACUGUGCACCAUGUGACUUCUUCAUUUGUCUUCUCACCUGUGGUAAACAAAAAUGGUCCAAGAUGGGGAUAUGAAGGUCGUCGAUUGCAAAUUAAGGUGGGGCCACCAGCUCGCCGAUUUUCUCCCGCUCGCGCGACACUCAGCGAGAAGAGAGAG
Messenger RNA from Salvia splendens (bonfire salvia), 1344 nucleotides. RefSeq lists its product as uncharacterized. The transcript is spliced from 2 exons. NCBI's taxonomy places the organism in Eukaryota, Viridiplantae, Streptophyta, Magnoliopsida, Lamiales, Lamiaceae. The record is from RefSeq and is a predicted model, not a curated record. The coding region runs from base 465 to 1262 and encodes 265 amino acids.